Molecule: messenger RNA, 561 nt
Organism: Terrapene triunguis (Three-toed box turtle)
Lineage: Eukaryota; Metazoa; Chordata; Testudines; Emydidae
Gene: LHFPL7
Product: transmembrane protein 211
Exons: 3
Source: RefSeq, a predicted model, not a curated record
AUGUUGGAGCUGUGGAAAUAUGACACUUUGCCAUUAAGGAAGGUGUGGCGCUCUAUAAAAAGACCACCAAGCUUUUUCUUGAACAAAGAGACCCAUAUUUGGUUUCAGAUUGCAGCUGUAUUGCUUUUUGGAGGUUGGAUGCUGCUAGCAUUUGGAACAGUUCUUACCUUGUCUUGGAUUUUUAUAUCCCAGGGACUUUGCCAGAGGAGGGUUAUCUGCAAAACAUCUGCAAACAGCUGCAGCUCUGUCAUUUUUUGCACUGGUAUAAUUGCAGGCUUGCUUGUUUUUUACCUCCCGCCAGUGAUUGGCACAAUCUUGGGACUACUGAUUUUUCCAUGUAGUUUGGAUUCUGCAUUUGCUAAUGAAAUUGGUGGUUCCUUCUCCACAUACAAUGCUGGGAAAUAUAAGCUUGGCUGAGACUACAUGGUGGCUCUCCUGGAUGUCGUACUACCAUGUUAACUGCCAGUCAUCAGCAGAUACAAUUUAAAUGAGGUCAAGUCCAAGAUCUUUUUCUCUACUGCUACAGAAAGUAUAAUUCUAGUAAGAGAAGAUGAACAAUAA